Messenger RNA from Echinops telfairi (small Madagascar hedgehog), 936 nucleotides. RefSeq names its product olfactory receptor 1J1-like. Gene Ontology annotation, cellular component: membrane. Bases 1 to 936 code for a protein of 311 amino acids. The record is from RefSeq and is a predicted model, not a curated record. Lineage: Eukaryota; Metazoa; Chordata; Mammalia; Afrosoricida; Tenrecidae. Gene Ontology annotation, biological process: G protein-coupled receptor signaling pathway. Gene Ontology annotation, molecular function: G protein-coupled receptor activity; olfactory receptor activity. The transcript has a single exon.
AUGAGUUGGAUGAACCAGAGCAGUGUAUUGAACUUCUUCCUCCUGGGCUUCUCUGUCAGGCCAGAGCAGCAGGGCAUGUUCUUCACCCUGUUCCUGGGCAUGUACCUCACCACAGUGCUUGGGAACAUGCUCAUCAUCCUGCUCAUCAGACUGGACUCUCGCCUCCACACCCCCAUGUACUUCUUCCUCAGCCAGUUGGCCUUUACUGAUAUCACUUUCUCAUCUGUUACUGUCCCGACGAUGUUAAUGAACAUGCAGACCCAGCACCUGUCCAUCUCUUAUGAGGGGUGCGUUGCACAGACAUAUUUUUUCAUACUCUUUGCUGACUUGGACAGUUUCCUUAUCACUUCAAUGGCCUAUGAUAGGUAUGUGGCUAUCUGUCACCCUCUCCAUUAUACCAGCAUCAUGAGUCAGAGCCUUUGUGCCAUGCUAGUGGUUGGGUCCUGGGCGAUUGCUUGUGUUUGUGCUCUUUUGCAUACCCUCCUCCUGGCCCGGCUGUCUUUCUGUGCUGAUGACACCAUCCCUCACUUCUUCUGCGACCUUGCUGCCUUGCUAAAAUUGUCCUGUUCAGAUACAUCCAUCAACCAAUUGACCAUCUUUACUGCAGGAUUGGCAGCCAUCAUGCUGCCAUUCCUAUGCAUUCUGGUUUCCUAUGGCCAUAUUGGUGCCACGAUCCUUCGGGUUCCCUCGACCAAGGGCAUCUGCAAAGCCUUAUCCACGUGUGGGUCCCACCUCUCGGUGGUCACUCUCUAUUAUGGGGCAAUCAUUGGUCUCUAUUUUCUUCCCUCAUCCAGCAGCACCCAUGACAAGAACAUGAUUGCUUCAGUGAUGUACACAGUGGUCACCCCUAUGUUAAACCCCUUCAUUUAUAGCCUAAGAAACAAGGACAUGAAAGGAGCUUUGAGAAAACUCUUGAGAAAGAAAGCACAUUCCUGA